Maniola jurtina (meadow brown) is the source of this 5363-nucleotide messenger RNA. It is a transcript of the gene Ask1, whose product is annotated as mitogen-activated protein kinase kinase kinase 15. Gene Ontology annotation, molecular function: protein kinase activity; ATP binding. NCBI's taxonomy places the organism in Eukaryota, Metazoa, Arthropoda, Insecta, Lepidoptera, Nymphalidae. The record is from RefSeq and is a predicted model, not a curated record. Gene Ontology annotation, biological process: protein phosphorylation; MAPK cascade. The coding region runs from base 141 to 4298 and encodes 1385 amino acids. The transcript is spliced from 25 exons.
ACUAUUAUUAAAUAACAACUGGCCUGGCGAGCACUUGUUGUGGUUUUUAACUGUCGAGUGAAAUUUAUUUGUGGACAUUUUGUGAUUAAAAAGCUUUUAUUUCCUAGAAAUAUGCAAUCCUACUGUGAAAAAACGAAGAAAUGAUAACAUUCGGUGGAGCAAAUACUUCGACGGCGCUAGAGGAAUCUGGCGACGUUCGGAGUAUUUGCGAAAGUGUUUGCAGCGAUGGUUCCAAUGCAACAGUGCAGGCCGGCGCCUCUAACCAGAGGCCCCGUAUGGACAUCGCAUGUGUUUUGGACAUAAACCAAACAUUGAACCUUGCUCAUAGAAAAAGGGCACUUGAGGAGGUUCGAUUGGCUUCCGAGCUGGUCAAUGCGAACGUACACCACAUUCAUUAUGAAAAACUAGACUUUGGCGAAACAAGUGUUCUAGACACGUUCUACAAUGCAGAUGUGGCCUUAGUGGACCUCAGUGUGCAAGUACAACAGAGCUCUCUGCUGUACCACCUCGGAGUGCGGGAGAGCUUUGAUAUGAAGGAAAAUGUAUUGCUCUAUAAUGAUGUCGAUCCAGAUGCCACACUACGACUCAAGAUAUCGCUACCAAACUUUCUGUUUGUGUCAUACAAGCUAACAGACGCGGGCACCUGUGUUACCACGAACCCGGCCGCAGCCAAGUUUAAAGGAGAGGAGGCGCCAGAUCCUAAACAGCAUCUUACUUUGAGGCUCAAGAAUAUAUUGCAAGAUGUUGAGGUUCAGACCAAAGCCCAUCUCCAAGAAAAGUUCCUAUCAGACCUCCGGAAAGCUCGCGAGACCUACAGCGGUACAGAACUGGCGAAUGUCCUUCACGCCAUGCGACGCCGCCUCGACGACCCCGCCGUCCUGUCUGGCGAUACCAUACUCAACCUCCUCAUAUCCUACAGAGAAAUACAAGAUUACGAUGCCAUAGUACAGAUCGUUGAUGAUUUGAAAACGAUUAUGAACAGAAAGAACUACGUCAAUAUGCCUAUUAUUAGGUUUAUGUACGCUUUUGCUAUGAACAGGAGAAAUAAAGAAGGCGACAGAGAGAAUGCUUUGAAAGUUUGCGUCAAGGCUCUAGAGAAGAAAGAGAAUAGGUUUCCCGAUAUGUUGUGUCUCUGUGGGCGAAUAUAUAAGGAUAAGUUUGUGGAAUCUCAGCAUACGGACGUGGAGAGUUUGACGAGCGCUAUACAUUGGUAUAGACAAGGCUUCGAAGUACAACCAAACGAAUAUGCGGGGAUUAAUUUAGCAACGCUGCUAGUCAUAGCCGGGAAUGAUUUCAAGAAUUCCCAAGAGCUACAGCAUAUAGGAAGGAUACUAAACCAUUUAAUAGGAAAAAAGGGCAGCUUAUCUUCGCUGAAAGACUAUUGGGAUGUGGCCACCUUCUUUGAGAUCUCAGUACUAGCGCAAGACUAUGUGAAGGCGAUUCAAGCAGCUGAGUGCAUGUUCAAACUGAAACCGCCCAAUUGGUACCUGAAGUCAACUAUAGGGAAUAUAGAACUAAUAGAUAGGUUUAGGAAGAAAAGUGGAGAAACAUCACCAGAGCAGGAAGUAUUCUCGUUUUGGAUGGAGUUUUUCGUAGAGGCAACUAAAAGCACAUGUGAAAAUAUUAUUCGGUUUCCUGUCGUAAUAUUAGAAACGACGAAGGUAUACAUACCUUCGUACGUCAACGUGCAUAUGGGCGCAGAGGAGAAGUCCGUGGAGAUAUUCAACCUUUGCCUGGACUCAAUGCGCGGAGACUGUAGACAGGUUCAUCGGUGGCUGUUUACGUCCGAUAUGAUACGAACUUAUAGUUUAUACAAGCGCGACGAAAGAUGUCUAUUCCUGUACGUCAGUGAGAACUCCGAUGAUUUCCAAAUAUUCCUACCGUCGCAGCAGUUCAGGCAACAUCUGUAUGAUUUGUUGGGGGAACUCACCGCUGAUCAUGAAAAGAUGGCGGAUUUGGACACCAGCGUUAUGCAGGAUCAGUUGAAGUUCGAAUACGAGUUAGACGACUGCAACAAGCGUGUCGUCCUCGGCAAAGGCACAUACGGCGUGGUAUAUGCGGCGCGCGACCUCAACACGCAGGUCCGCAUCGCCGUAAAGGAGAUCCCGGAGAAGAACCUGGGCGACGUGCAGCCGCUGCACGAGGAGAUCCUGCUGCACUCACAGUUGCGGCAUCGGAAUAUUGUGCAGUACCUCGGAUCAUUAUCGGAGGACAACUACUUUAAGAUCUUCAUGGAACAAGUUCCCGGAGGAUCGCUGUCCGCUCUGCUAAGGUCCAAGUGGGGACCGCUCAAAGAAAACGAGGCAACUAUAGCGUAUUAUACCAAACAAAUUCUAGAAGGUCUAAAGUACCUUCACGAUCAAAAGAUCGUUCAUCGCGACAUCAAAGGCGACAACGUUCUUGUGAACACGUACAGUGGAGUUGUGAAGAUAUCGGACUUCGGUACUUCGAAGCGACUUGCGGGGUUGUGUCCAUCUACUGAGACCUUCGCUGGCACACUGCAGUAUAUGGCACCCGAGGUCAUUGAUAAGGGACAACGUGGUUAUGGAGCACCGGCUGACAUUUGGUCUUUGGGGUGUACGGUCGUAGAAAUGGCUACAGGAAACCCACCCUUUAUGGAGUUAGGAUCUCCUCAGGCUGCUUUAUUCAAGGUGGGGUAUUACAAAAUGCACCCGGAGAUACCUAGCGAACUGUCCCAGAAAGCCAAAAAUUUCAUACUUCGUUGCUUCGUCGCUGACCCGGAGAAACGAGCCACUGCGACCGAGCUACUUGAAGAUCCAUUUUUGUGCGAAAAGAAAAAGUCGAGUAGCCGCCUAGGCAACAGCGUCGACUAUAGUCGCAGUAUCUCUGUACCCGCCGAAAAAGCUCGAGUCUCUCAAAAGAAAAUAUCCGAACCGAGUCUCCCAGGAAUCGUACCCAGUUCGCCAGAUAUCGAGGUUAAAACGGUCCGGUCUAACCCGACCAUCACUAGGACGGCUUCGUCGAUGCUCUCGCCGAUUCUGAUAUACCCGCCGGACCUGUCCAAUAGCAGCACGAUGCCUAAUACGCCGUCUACGGAUGAGAUGGACAGUAAUGAUACAAUCCUGAACAGAAGAAGUUCUUCCGGUGGACUCCUUUCACCUGAGGUGGAUAUGCCAAAUGUGCCUCGGUCGUCAAUAGACACAGAAACCGACGGCUUUUACCUCCUGAAGAAAGACUCGCAGCGCCGUUUCACUCUCUCCCGAGUGUUAGAGCAGGACAGCGAGAAGAUCUGCUCAAAAUGGAUGCUGAGCAUACAACAGGACUUCGGCACUACUGUUUUGACUAUGAAUCAUUUGGAGACGUUAAGGCGCGCCCUAAAGGAAUACAUCACCGACCAAAACAGAAGCGUGAUCGAGCGCGCUAUAAUUGCGUUGAAGGAGGAAUUAGACUUCGAUUCUAAUGCCAUAAACGAGUUGCAUUCGGCCAUUUACAUGUUCCAAGAGGCCGUGAAUGUAGUGUUGAGGAUGCACAGUAUCAAACCGCAUUGGAUGUUCGCGUUGGAUAACUUAGUUCGAAAUGCUGUUCAGGCUGCCAUCACUGUUUUAUCGCCAGAAUUAGGCGCGAAUUUAGCCGGGCAAGAGGCGGAAAGACGCGGUGGUGCGGCCGAUGUGUCCCCUUCAGCUCUAUCCACCGCUACGUCCACGCGCGACCCUCGCGACCCGCUGCAGUUGCACCAGCUGAGACAAGAGAAUCACAAACUUCAACAAGAACUCAUCGAAAGUUAUCAACAGUACCAAGCGUUACUCAAAGUGAUGCUCGAGGAACAAAAGAUGCAAACUCAAAUUCUAAAGGAAAUCGUUGACAAGAAAUCAAAUACUCGAAGCCACACGCCGAGUUCAGAAUCAACCGGUGAAUAUGACCGCGAGGAAUUGGAAGCUUUUCGCGAGUGGUUGUUACCGCGGGGAAUUCCCGAUGAAGCGGCCAUAGCUUUAGUGUCUCAGAACUACACUCUGCCUGAUGUUUUGCAGCAUGUGCAGAGAGAAGAUAUCGCUAGACUCAAUCUGAAGGGCGGUAUAGAACUUCGUCUUUGGCGUGCAAUAGUCGAAAGUCGUAUGCAGAACAAUUCAAACCACUUACGGCGGACGAGCAGCACGGAAACAGAUAUGGACACGAAUUCGAUAGUCGUCGUCGAAUGUCAGAAGUGCAAAACUUCUCGGACUCUUUCCAACAAUUCCUCCUGCUCCAACAACCCCACAGUAGUCAUCAGGGAUCAGCAAGUGAACGGCGAUGACACGGUGGGCGAGUAUUACACGGAGAAUGGGAUCGUCAACCUUUGACUAUUGCGCGGGUGGUGCACUCUACAGUGACCACAGGGUUGGCGACUUCUGCGGUUUUGGCUUUAAGAUGACUGGUAUUCCGCUGACAAAAAACGGGACACAUUUGGGACAAAAAUCUGGAAAAUUAGCUUAACAAUUUACCUUUACGAUCAAAAUACUACCUUUGCUUGGAGCUUACUAUGAGUUACACUUUCCGUGUUAAUUUAAAACCUUUUACGAACGAAAAUGGGACAUAAAAAUGAUGAAGAUAUAAACUGAUAAUUUGCUUAGUAUUAGAUCUAGAACAUCAAAUAGCUCGAUGUGUCAACUGUCAUGGCAAAGUACGAUUUUAGUCCUUAAUUUAAAGGUGAACCAUGUGUGAGAUCUCAAAAUUGACGCACUUUGUAAUCAUGCGCGUAUGAAGUGUAACCUUAACAACUCCAUUUUAAAAUAAUUUUAUGCAAUUAGACUUACAAGUACUUUUGAAUCGUCAAGAACAUCUACCACAGGUUUGAAAUGCCUUUCCUACCGAGAAGAACCAGCAAGAAACUCGGCGGUUGCUCUUUUCGAAGAUUUGAUAUACAAUAUUAUGCCAUGUGUAAAAGUAAUUGAAGUCCCGCGCAUUGCUAGACAUCAACAAGUGUUAAAGUAGUAAAGUGUGAGUAGUUUUGUCAGUGGAAAACGCAGUCUUACGGUUCUUUUACUUAAAAACAAAUCAAUCUAAGCUAUUAAUUUUUUUUUUUAAAUAGGUAUUGCACCCAAUAAGCAAUAUGCAGGCAAUAUGUAUGUCGGGUAAAUAAUAUGUACUAAUUAAGCAAUCGUGCCUUAUUAUUAAUACGAGUAUACAUUUAUUGUACUUUUGUGAUCUAUUGAUGAGAUGUACCGGAUGUAUUUAAUUAUUUAUUUGUCAAAUAAUCAAUAGCAAACUUUAAUUUUUUUAUUCGUUGAAAUAGAUUGUUGUAAAUCGACUGACAUCUAGUCCUUUCACCUCUUAUAUUUAUAUAUUUUUUAGACUCAAUAGAUUGUUUGAGCGUUUCAAAGGAAUACUGGAAUGUCGACAUUAACUUGCUGUAGGGAUAUAAUGUC